CUUUUUUUGGGUACAAAUGACCCGGACCCGUUUAAUGCUAGAAGAAGCCCUUCUAAACCCACUACCGUUUUCCCUCGCCAGCCGGCCUCUUGCUCAAAACCCUAACCCUAGUUGUGCAGCUCCGCUUCCCGAAGCCCUCCCGCUUCCCUUCCGGCAUGGAUCCCACGAGAUGGAGAUCGAGGCUCCUCCGCGCCCUCGGUAUCGAGGCGUUGAAGCCCCACGAGAUGUCGGACGGGAAGGUUCAGUUCCGGAAGGUGUCGGUCCCGCCCCACCGCUAUGCGUCGCUGAAGAGGAAUUGGAUGGAGAUCUACACCCCCGUCUACGCAAUGAAGAUCGAUAUACGGAUGAAUCUUAAGGCUCGGAGAGUGGAACUUAAGACGCGAUCAGACACACCAGAUGUGAGCAACCUCCAGAAAUGUGCUGACUUCAUCCAUGCAUUCAUGCUUGGAUUUGAUGUUGCAGAUGCCAUCGCUCUGUUGCGUCUGGAUGAUCUCUAUGUUGACUCUUUUGAGAUCAAGGAUGUGAAGACGCUUCGUGGGGAGCACCUUUCACGAGCGAUUGGUCGGCUUUCUGGGAAAGGAGGCAAGACAAGGUUUGCCAUUGAAAAUUCUACGAGGACUCGGAUCGUCCUUGCAGAUGCUAAGAUCCACAUUUUGGGAUCUUUCUUGAACAUUAAGGUUGCGAGAGAUUCACUUUCUAGUCUAAUUUUAGGUUCACCUGCGGGUAAAGUCUAUUCCAAACUUAGAGCUGUCACUGCUAGAUUGGCAGAAAAAUAUUAACAUUCAGUUUAUGUCAGAGUUUGCUAUCUUUUUCCUGAUGUAAUAGUGGUUUGUCUUCGACUUUGAGUUCUGGAUUUCUUCAUAUCAAAUUGGUUUUAAUGAUUGCUGUAAUCCAAAGUUAUACAACACGUGCCGGAAUGCUGUGGAUUGUGAAUUGGGAUUUC
Molecule: messenger RNA, 943 nt
Organism: Phoenix dactylifera (date palm)
Lineage: Eukaryota; Viridiplantae; Streptophyta; Magnoliopsida; Arecales; Arecaceae
Cellular component (GO): nucleus
Molecular function (GO): RNA binding
Source: RefSeq, a predicted model, not a curated record